Molecule: messenger RNA, 1686 nt
Organism: Mycena indigotica
Lineage: Eukaryota; Fungi; Basidiomycota; Agaricomycetes; Agaricales; Mycenaceae
Product: Cytochrome P450
Exons: 14
Coding region: 1-1686 (561 amino acids)
Molecular function (GO): monooxygenase activity; heme binding; iron ion binding
Source: RefSeq, a predicted model, not a curated record
AUGUCUCAAUCCUCUUCCUAUAUCGGCGCCGCGGUUGUCGUCUCGCUUUGGCUUUGUUCGCGGUACUUUGCAUCAUCCCACAACAAAGUCACCACCACCAAACUCAAUGGGCCUUCGAGCUCCAACUGGCUUCUCGGUCUUUCGCGUUUGAUCAGUCAGUCUCCCGACGUUGGUGCCGUUUACGAGGAAUGGGCUGCGCAGUAUGGCUCCGUCUUUCAGUUCCCCUUCACAUUCGGUGAAAAGAAGAUUGUCCUCACCGACCCGAAAGCGUUGGUUCACUUCUACACCUCCGAGCGCUCUAUUUACGUGAAGACGGAGAACGACCGGUAUUUCAUUGGGAAAAUCUUUGGACGGGGAGUUCUGUGGGCGGAAGGAGAGAUGCACAAAAGACAGCGCAAAGCACUCACACCGGCAUUCAGCAAUGCAGCCAUCCGGCGGUUGACUGCUGUCUUCUAUGAUUCAGCCUACAAGGUCAAGUCGUUGUGGGACGCCACCCUAGAGGCCUCUCCAGAGUCGAGCGCGGUGAUUGAUGUCCAGGAUUGGAUGAAUCGUGUCGCGCUGGAUUCCAUCGGUAUUGCUGGCUUCUCGCACGAUUUUGAGUACAUCGCGGGCCAGUCAUCGCCGGUAACGCGCGCAUUCGAAUCCUUCCAGACUAUGCCGACGUCGUUCCUCUCGGACAUGGUCUUCAUUCUCAGCAUGAAGUUUCCGUUCAUAUUGAGUCUUCCGACGGAGCGCAUGCGGCUCUUUUGGGAGCUCAACCGGAGCGUCACCGUCAUCGCCCAGAAGUUGCUUGCCAGUACGAGGCGGGAGAAAGAGAGCAAUGUUGCAGAAGAGUUCACGGACAAGUCGGUCAUCGGUUUAUUGCUCAAAUCGGAGAUGGCUGCCGGUCAGCUGCAUAUGACGCAGGAGGAAAUUGUGGCACAGAUGGUGCGUGAAGUUCUGGUGUUUAGCCUUGUCUUAUUUGUUCUGCAAAGAACGUUCUUCUGCUAUGAAACGACUUCAGUCAGCCUUACGUGGGCCCUUAUUGAGCUGUGCAAACACACGGAUAUUCAAGACAAGCUUCGCAAGGAAUUGUCGCGCUUCAACACCAGCGACCCCACGUGGGACCAGCUCAUGUCUUCCGAACUGCCAUAUCUCGAUGCUGUGGUGCAAGAGACCCUUCGCCUUCAUCCAUCUGUCGUUGAGACUCUUCGUGUGGCUUCCUGUGACGAUGUCAUCCCGCUGAGUACACCUAUUGUCGAUGCGGCGGGCAACACCGUAGCGAGUAUCACCGUCGCGAAGGGCACCCCCAUUCUUGCUCCGAUUCGCUCGGUCAAUCGCUCUGAAGCUCUGUGGGGUAAAGACGCGAAGGAGUUCAUUCCAGAACGGUGGUUCUCAAAUAUCGAUGUACCUGCGAAAGAACUGCAAGGGUAUCGCCAUUUGCUGACGUUCCAUGAUGGGCCGAGAACCUGUUUGGGCAAAGCAUUUGCAUUGGCUGAAUUCAAGGCUUGUCUUCCCCCAUUUAUGUGUGUGUUUAUUGCUAAUUUUUGUGCGCAGUCGGUUCUUUCGGUUCUGGUCCGUAACUACGUCUUCGAGUUCGAGUCUCCGGAUGUUGUGAUUGAGAACCACGUCGCGAUUGUCCCGCGUCCGAGGAUUGCAGGGGAAACUGGAACGAGGGUGCCUCUUCGGGUGAAGAGAGCGGAGUAA